Osmia bicornis bicornis is the source of this 3421-nucleotide messenger RNA. Its product is annotated as transmembrane protein 115. Gene Ontology annotation, biological process: retrograde vesicle-mediated transport, Golgi to endoplasmic reticulum. Gene Ontology annotation, cellular component: membrane; Golgi apparatus. NCBI's taxonomy places the organism in Eukaryota, Metazoa, Arthropoda, Insecta, Hymenoptera, Megachilidae. The record is from RefSeq and is a predicted model, not a curated record.
CAAUGUGUCCGACACCACUUGUAGCUAACGUCAAGUCAUAGCGGAAGUGGCUCUCUGAUUCAAGAGGUUAAGGGGGCUGCUUGAUAGAAAUGGCAGCGAUAAAAGGCCUGGGUAGAAAUAUCCCCUAUCUGAGGCAACAAUUCGCUGCCCUAUUAGGAAACACUAGUACAAGUGUGAAAUUCAUAUGCAUCGUUGUCCUAUUUUCUUAUUGCCUUUCAUUCUCCACGGAAGCAAUCCGUGUUUUAAGUGUGACACCAGGUUACCUACUGCCUCCAGUUUUUUGGAUAUGGACAGCAUUUACCUUCUGUUUUCUCGAGAUACACUUCUGGGAAGUAUGUGUGGACAUUGUUACAGUAGGGCUGUGCGGGAAACUGAUCGAACCUCUUUGGGGUGCGAUGGAAAUGAUGACUUUCUUCGCUAUUGUUAAUUUUGGCGUCGCUGUUUUGUCAGCUUUAUUUUAUUUAUUUCUUUAUAUGUGUACCAAUGAUCCAGAUUUAUUAUUUGAUAUACACAUCCAUGGAUUGACUGGAUACAUCGCAGGUGUUGCUGUAGCUGUAAAACAAAUAAUGCCAGAUCAUAUUUUACUUAAAACACCAAUUGGAAAAAACAAUAGAAAUAUACCAUUAAUGGUCUGGGUGAUGGGAGUGAUAUUAUGGCUUUUUGGAUUAUUAGAAGGUACUCAUCCAACUAUGUUUCUCAGCGGGUUAUUGAUAUCAUGGGUAUACCUCAGAUUUUAUCAGAAACAUAAUAAUGGUACACGUGGUGAUAUGGCAGACAAUUUUACAUUUGCAAGUUUUUUUCCAAAUGUUUUACAACCACCGAUAGCAGUUGUGAGUAAUACAAUACAUAGCUUUUUUGUACGCAUUGGAAUUUGUAAAAAGGUAGUCAGGAGAUUUGAUAUGUCUAAUGCUCCACCUGGUUUGAUUAUUAAUCUUCCUGGUAUUGAUCCCCAUGAUAGCGAAAGAAGAAGGCAAAUAGCGUUAAAAGCUUUAAGUGAGAGGUUGAGUAAGGAUCAUACAAAACCAUGGCAACCAGAUCGAGCUAAGAAACAUUCUCCAGUUCCUCCUGCAGUAUCAAUUCCAAUUCCUGAAUCUACUACCCCUAAACCUCUUGCAUCCCCUCUCAUUCCACAAGUUAGUGUUAACAUACAUAAUCAUACCUCUACUAAUACGUGAUUACAUCAGACAGACUGAUUUUACAAAGUAAAUGUAUAAAAAUAUGUUAAGAAACUUCUAAAGAAAAUGUUGAAAAUGGGACAACCACAUUUGUAAUAUGGCAAUAUUUAAUUGGGAAAAAAUUUUCGAUUGUAUAUAUGUAAAAUGUGACUGAGGUCGUCUGGAAAAUUAUUUUGAAGAAAAAAAACACCAAAACACUUAAAUUGCAUUGAGAAAACUCAGAUUUGUAAAUUAUCAAUUGUUAAAUCCAAAGAACAAAGUGCAAUACUCAAGCGGUUGCCUUGGUAUUCAUAGCUUUUAAUGUAUCCAUCCUUGAGAGCCAAUCCUUAAAAAUAUAAACAUCGAGUUAAUUUGUUCUUUGGAAUUAUCAAAAUAAAAAGUAAAAUGCUUAUUUGGUGUAGUUGUGAUAUUUUAAAGAAUAAAUUUUUGUUAACACUAUUUAAUUCUUAAUCCCAAUUAAUUACGUCAUAUUAUUAAUGAUACAGAAUAUACUCUUUAAAAGCUUCUUAAGCAAUAUAAAAGAUAUAACAGAAUCGAUUUUUCUAGUUUGUGAUGCUAUUUUCCAAGAAAUCGUGUUCUUUGUUACUAAGAACUAUAAACUUUAUGUAAUUAAAUACCAUCGGUGAAAAGAUACAUAAUUUAAAUGUUUUUAAUAAAGAUCCUAAAGGUUCUGAAAUGUUGCAUAAAUGCAAUAUUGUUCCGUCUUUAAUAUUGUUUAGUAAUAACUGGAAGAGAAAAAUGCAUUACUAAUAUUAAUGAAGAAAAUAUAGACUGGCUUCCAGUACAAUAUUGUAAAAUAAUUUUCUUAGUAACAAAUUUAAAUUAAAAAAAGUUAUUCUAUUAAUACGUUCUAGAAAAUAUUUUUUACCAUCAGAAUUCCAAUUAAAGAUUUUAUAUACUGUAAAAUAAUACACAACACAUAUACAGAGUCUGGCCGAAUAAUAUGUAAAAGAAAAAAUAAGAAAAAUACAUAGAAUAAAAUUCUUUUACUUACGGAUUAGUUGCCGAAUAAAUCAAGUUUGAAAAUCCGCUGUGACACACUCUGUUUGUGUGACUUGUCGUCGCGACAGCUAGACAAACACUAACCAUUCGAAUUAUAGCGCAUGUUUACAUUUGACGUGUCUGUUUUUAUAUAUUAUUCGGCCGAACCCUGUAUGUAUUAAAAUCGGAUACAAAUUCUCUCAUUUGAAAAUUUAUGCAUUUUUAAAGCAAAAAACUGUAAAAUGUAUUAAGAUAUAUUUUUGAAUUAUGAACAUUUUAAUUGAAUUUAUAAAUUUCUUCCACUAUGUUUACAGCAGUAAUAAUAUCUACAUGUAUAUCUGUAUCUAAGUAUGAUACAGAUUCAGAUUAUGUUUUAUUAAUAUCUAUAGUUUAUACAAAUUUAAACUAUUUAUUAAUACAUUUAAAGCACAUGUUAUUAAUUUAUUGUCAAUUUUAUUUUUUAAAAGUGCACAAACACAGUUAAUAUAGAUUUAGAUGCUUCUUAGAUACUGGCAUUUAAAAUAGUACUCAUUAUGUUGUACGUGAUGUAUUAUUUCUUGUACAUCUGAUUUUUUUUUUUUUCAUAAAUAACAUUUUUGUUCAAUUUAAAACAAUGCAAAAAUUAACUGCUGUGCCACAAACCCAUAUUACAGUUUUUUUUGCCAUGUAUUAAUAUUUUCAAACAAUUGUUGAAUAUCAAUUAUUGUAGCUUAGGUAUAAUUGUUUUAAAAAUAUAUAUAUAUAUAUAUACAAAGUUGAAUGGAAAAUAAUUCGUAUAAAUGUAUAACAACGUGGAUAAUAUUUGAUACAUCAAUAGGUUGUAAAUACAAGGAAUGAUGUAAACGUGAAGGGAGCAAGACACUAUUAAGGUACAGUGAUUAUAGAUAAAUACAUCGAUAUAGGUGUAACAAUGGAAUAAGAUUAAAAAUUAUUUUCAUGUAUAACACAGAAAUGUCUCUUGAGAAUGUAUGUAUAUUCAUAUUUUGGCCUUCCACUUAAAGAAUACUUUGAAACUUUUAUGUACUUUUAUUGUAAGACUUUUAGUCAAUUAACGUAUAUUUAUUAUUAUAAAUGUGACUAGAGCUGAAAAGUGAAAGGCCAGAAUUGAGUGCGUGAAUAAAUGAAUAUUUGUUAAUUUCACUAAAUACAUUCUAAGAAUCUAAUACUGUAAUAAUACACAUUAUGUACAUGUUAUAUAUAAUGAGUUUUGUACAUAUGUUAAAAUCGUUAUAGUCUGUACAAUAUUAAAUUCUACUGAAAAAAUA